Molecule: messenger RNA, 657 nt
Organism: Acanthosepion pharaonis
Lineage: Eukaryota; Metazoa; Mollusca; Cephalopoda; Sepiida; Sepiidae
Source: the annotation of a GenBank genome assembly
AUGUAUAUUAAAGGACUUUUUAGACAGUUGUGCAGUUCAUAUUCCUCCAGGUUUGUGAUGGGGAUGAUUUUGUACUUGUUGGUCAUCUUAGUGUUCCCACAGUUCAUCCAUGCUUUCACAAGCCCCACCAUGGUACAAACUGUGGCAAAUAUGUCUGACUUCUGGGUAGUUCGUCUUGGACUUAACCUGCUUGGAUAUGCUACAAUAUUUGUACCUGCUGCAAUUCUGAUGAGAUAUUUUAAAAGCAUCAAUUUUCAAGAGAAAGGCGGUCAUGGCAUUUUUUCACGGGUGGUAAAACUCUGCAUCUAUGUCGUUGCAUUGGUCGAACAAGGUGGCUUUGUGGAAUCCCUCGCUUUCAUGACGGCCCACCCUAAUUUUAUUAUUCACAUCAUGGUACUCAGUAUCUGUUCGGCCACUGGUCAGCUAUUCAUCUUUUACACAAUCUCUGUCUUUGGGGCGGUCACCUUCACGAUCAUCAUGACUCUUCGACAGGCACUUGCCAUCUUUCUCUCCUGCAUCAUCUACGGACAUCCUGUGACGCCACUCGGAGUUGUUGGAGUGGCUGUUGUCUUCCUAGCAAUGUUUCUUCGAAUUUACAUUAAUCAACGUAAAAAGGCAUUGGCUGCUGCCCGAAAACCCAACAAUCAGUCACUGUAA